This is a messenger RNA of Klebsormidium nitens, 1820 nucleotides long. The record is from the annotation of a GenBank genome assembly. NCBI's taxonomy places the organism in Eukaryota, Viridiplantae, Streptophyta, Klebsormidiophyceae, Klebsormidiales, Klebsormidiaceae.
UGGACAAGAUACUUGCAACUUUUGGCCUUUUGGAAGAUUUUUUGCUGCAAAAGAAGGAAGCAUUGGAUUUUGGAGAGAGAGUAGACUCUAGAGGCGGCCUUCACGCUUCUGGAACUUGGAAGAUUUCUCAAGGCCUCUACAAUCAGAAUUGCAACUGACGUGGGCGCACUCUCCUUGUGGAAAGGCGAUGGCUCUCUCCACAGUCUCGCAGCUGGGGUCGUUGGUCCAGAAUAUAGGGUUCACCUCAACCAGUCGAACUCAAGAUUCAGUGGGCCCAUCCACAGCACAGACUUUGGCGCCUACUCUUCGGCAAAAGCACUCAGCCCCAUCCGCAGCAUUGGAGCUCCAUAACUGCAGAAACUGGGGCGCACACAAAGCACAGAACUUUCUCAGAGGUCAAUCGGUGAGGCGGUCAGCGGCGAAAAAUGCACCGGCAGCGGGCAUUCAGAUGUCGGGCGGAGACGAGAAGCUUCCCAGCCUGUACGAGUUGCCGCUGACGAGUUUUAUCGACCAAAGCGGUUACAUUAACCCGCCGGUGGAGAAGAACACGGAGGCCAGCGUGUUUGCGGUGCUGGAUGAGGCGAAGAAGGUGCAGUACAUCGGGUUUUCCAAGGACGUCCGGAACUCGCUGCGGACGCUUUUGUGUCGGAGGCCGGACAAGUGCCACUACUACAAGCUGCAUAACCUAUCGGUCCUGGACCAGCAGCGCAUGAUCGAGAUCAGGAACUCGUGGUCGUCAGAGCUCGGUCUACCUCCCCCGGGUAACGCAGACCCGUACCAGAAGAACCAGUGGGAAAAGCCUGUCGAUGCUGGGUCAAUUUCGGAGAGGGGGAUGGCUGCUGCGGGCGCCUCAAAAGCAAAGGCGCUGCUUGGAGAGAUGCAAGCCAGGGGGCUCAAGGAAGAGAUGAUCUACGACCCAGCCUUGCUGGAGAGGGGCAGAUGCGAUGUUCUUCCGUCCAAGCAAAAGUCCGCUGAGGAGCUCCAGGCGGCAUCGGACUUGGAGGCGGAGCGGAAGUCGAACGAGCGCCACGUGUCAGCGGUGGCCAUCGACGGGGAGAAGAUCGAGUUCGACAUCACAUUCACCAUGAAGUACAAGACGAACGGGGGCUGGAUGUACGACGUGUCAGUCAGCCACCAGGACAGGGUCACCACGCAUCGUGUGUUGCUGGGGCAGCCAAUGAUUGACCUCACCAAAUUGGAACCUGAGGUUAUCGUCGAACGAACCUUUGCGUAUUUGCUGAGUAAAAGAAUUACACGCCAGACGGAGGGGCUUCUGCACAGUGAGACAUUCCCGAUCAAUUACUUCAGUGUGUCGGAAGUAGAACAGUGGUUCGACGAUUUCAAGAUCAUGUUUGACAACCAGGAGCUGGUGGGUAACUACUGGCGUUUCAAUCGGCUGUACGAUUACGGGGCUGGCUACUCUGAUUCGCAGCCGGAGCUUGGUCCUCAAGGGGACGAUAAGCAGAAGGCGUUUAGCUGGUAGUUAGAGGGGCCGAACUGUUCUGAACUUCCGGUCAGUUUGCAGUACGGCUGAAGCUAGUAGGUCAAUUAGAAUAAAAGACGCACUUGGCAUACCCUUUGAGUUCUGGAGCUUUUGAACGGACUGUAGUAAAUCUGCCUCAGAGAGUUCAGUGGCAAUUAUCGCCAAGUUACAGGUACUCUCGCCAAUUUACAGGUUUUUGGGUCAGCAAAGGCACCAAGCUGCACAGUCCUUGUAAACCUCGCUCGCAGGAGUUGAGGCACGUGUACAAUAAAAGUGUCCCUUUCCAACAUAUCCAGGGGCGUUAGUAUCUUGAUUUGUGCCCAGCUUUAUCCCUAUG